AAAUUGCCGUUUCCGUUCAAAUAACUAAAUUGGGUUCACAAGUGAUGAAAAAUGUCGAAAAAUAACUGUGAUUUUAAAUUGAAAAAAUUAAAGAGAAAUUAAACAUAUGAACUAAAAUCUGUCAUCGUUUCAAGUUCCGGAAAAGAAAAAGAAAAUUCUUGAUAUGGAUAAGGAAUGGUCAAAAAUAAUGGUGAAGAAGUGGUGUUAAUAAUGGUCAAAAAUAAUGGUGAUUGGUGAAGAACAGGUAAUAAGCAUGAAUAAGUAAGCAGUAGCAGUUAAAUUUAAAAAUGUCAACUUGGUGGGUAAUCACACUAUAACGACAAAGAUGUAUUCUUUGUUUGAAACAUUCAAAUCAGACUCCCAUACUUCCAUUCUUCAGAAUGGUUAGGAAGAGCACUUCUUCAUUCUUAUAAUCUGGAGUUGAACAUAUAUUUCAAGAAUUUUCUUAGAGGAAGAUUUUUUGCUUGUUGAAAACAAAUCUUGACAUUUUUGGUUGCUCAUUUUGAUAUUCCAAUCAAAAAUGGGAGUUUUGGGUUGUGUCUUAAGGGCUCUAAGAAUUGGGCUUGUUCUUGCGUUCAUUUGCUUCCAACUAAUAAUAACAGCACAAAGUCAAGAUGCUGAUGCUUUGAAGGCCCUUACACAAGGCUGGGGGAAUUUGCCACCAAGUUGGACUAGUGGAGACCCUUGUGGUAAUAGAUGGGAAGGAAUCACCUGUACUAAUUCUCGUAUUAUUGCCAUAACGUUGUCAGCUAUGGGAUUGAGGGGUCAGCUCACCGGGGAUAUUGCAACUUUAUCAGAACUCCAGAUUCUGGAUUUAUCAUAUAAUAAAGGCUUAACAGGUUCUCUUCCUCAGAGCAUUGGAAGACUUUCAAAGCUUAGAAGAUUAAUCCUUCUCGGCUGUGGACUUUCUGGAAAAAUUCCUGACUCAGUAGGAUCACUAGAGCAGCUUAUAGACCUAUCUCUGAAUGAUAACAAUUUUUCCGGAGAAAUCCCAGCUUCUAUUGGUAACUUGAAAAAACUUUAUUGGUUAGACGUUGCGAAUAAUCAGCUCAGUGGGGGCAUUCCCGUUUCAAGUGGAAAUACACCCGGACUCGAUUUGCUGGUUAAUACCAAGCACUUUCACUUUGGAAUGAAUCGAUUCUCUGGUACAAUCUCCCCUCGUCUUUUUCACUCAAAGAUGACUCUGAUACAUGUGCUUUUCGACAACAAUCGGCUCUCGGGAAGCAUCCCUUCCACACUAGGUCUUGUAAGCACAUUAGAGGCAGUACGUUUUGAUCGAAAUUCAAUGAGCGGGGAUCUUCCAUCCAAUCUCGGCAACCUAACUCAUGUUAACGAACUCUUCCUGUCCAACAAUGAUCUAACUGGUCCUAUACCUGAUCUCACCGGGAUGAACAGCCUCAACAAUUUGGAUUUGAGUAACAACAGUUUUGAUGCCGCUGAAGUUCCAAAAUGGCUUGCUACAUUACAGUCACUGACAACAUUAACAAUGGAAGGCACAGAACUUGAGGGAGAGCUUCCACCAGAAAUAUUUAACAUCCCUCAAUUACAGAACGUGAGAUUGAGGAACAACAGGAUUAGCGGCACCUUUGGACUUAAAGGUAGCUAUAGCGGACAAUUACAGACCAUUGAUCUGCAAAACAAUUCCAUCUCUCAAGUCAUAGUGGGACUUGACUACAAUUUCACACUGAAGCUAGCCGAUAAUCCAUAUUGUCAAGAAGCUGGCGCGUCAUCACCUUUCUGCACAAAACAACAGGAUCUUGGCUCCUCAUAUACAACUCCAGUAUCGUGUAUUCCUCCACGAUGUUCUUCUGACCAAAUCCCUAGUCCUACCUGCAAAUGUUCAUAUCCAUUCACUGGAACUUUGGUAUUCAGAGCUCCACCAGCAUUUGGGAGCACAAAUUUUUUCACGGAACUUCAGCGUGAUCUAUUGCAGAAACUCAAUAAUUUUAGGCUACCUGUCGAAUCGCUCUCACUUAGUGACGUUUCUGUGGAUCAAUUCGGUUACCUUAAUAUGAAACUGGCAGUGUUUCCUGCCGUGCAAGACCAUUUCAAUAGAACCGGAGUUUUCUCGUUAGCAUUUGUAUUCAGCAACCAGACUUACAAGCCACCUAAAGAAUACGGCCCAUAUGUAUUUUAUGCUAGUACAUACACACAAUUUGGAGGCGCGCGAAGCAACAGUAAAUCACAUACAGGUAUUGUUGUUGGUGCUGCCGUAGGAGGUUCCGUUCUAUUGCUGCUCUUAGUAUGCGCCGGAGGCUAUGCAUAUUACCAAAGGAAGAGAGUGGAAAAGGCGAAGCAGCAGGCUAAUCCGUUUGUAUCUUGGGAUUCAAAUGGGGCUGGAGGUGAUGUUCCUCAGUUAAAAGGAGCCCGAUUUUUCUCGUUGGAAGAAUUGCAGAAAAGUACCCACAAUUUUUCCGAAGCCAACAACAUAGGUUCCGGGGGCUAUGGAAAGGUUUACAGAGGAGUUCUUAAUGAUGGACAAAUCGUUGCAAUCAAAAGAUCUCAGCAAGGAUCGAUGCAGGGUAGUCGAGAGUUCAAAAACGAGGUAGAGCUAUUAUCAAGGGUUCACCAUAAGAAUCUUGUGAAACUCGUUGGAUUCUGCUUUGACAAAGGCGAGCACACCCUGGUCUAUGAAUUCAUUCCAAAUGGUACACUAAUGGACAGUCUUUCAGGGAAGUCUGGGAUUCAGCUGGAUUGGCUAAAGAGACUGAUGGUAACUCUCGGUUCAGCUCGGGGUUUGCAAUAUUUGCAUGAGCUUGCUGACCCACCAAUCAUCCAUAGGGAUAUCAAAUCAAGCAAUAUCCUUCUUGACGAACGUCUGAAUGCAAAAGUUGCCGAUUUUGGCCUUUCUAAGUUGUUUGGUGACACGGAUCAGAAGGGUUAUGUGACUACACAAGUUAAAGGGACAAUGGGAUACCUAGAUCCCGAAUACUUCAUGACCAAUCAGCUAACCGAAAAAAGUGAUAUAUAUAGCUUCGGGGUAGUAAUGUUGGAACUAAUAACCGCAAGAAGACCAAUACAAGACGGAAAAUACAUAGUAAAAGAGAUCCGAGAAGCGAAAGAUGGUAAGAACGAUCUAUACAGCCUUCAAAGAGUAAUGGACCCGAUUCUACUAUCGAACACGACUUUACUAGUUGGUUUCGAGAAGUACGUGGAUUUGGCCCUAAAAUGUGUACAAGAGGAAGCAGCGAAGAGGCCUACGAUGGGCGAGGUCGUCAAAGAAAUAGAGCACAUUGUGCAAUUAGCAGGAAUCAAUCCUAAUGCUGAUAAUUCAUCAAGUUAUGAAGUAUCUAUUGCAGGAAACUAUGGUCAUCCUUACUCUGAUAAUUCACUUUUUCAAUACAGUGGAAGCAUUCCACUUACAAGGCCUGAACUACCUUGAAUUAUUGCUGAUAUUGAACAUGAUUUUUUCAGGGAUAUAUGAAAAUGAUACUUGUAUAAAAUGUAUAUUAAUUCAUCCUUAUCCCAUUUUUGGAACAAUUUUUUUUAUUCUUUCUUUGAGAUUUAGGUUUUUGUAUAUUUGAUUGAUUGUGUGAGGAAUUGGUUUUGAAUUAGUGGGUUUUUUGUAUUUUUAUAUAUGUUGAAAUUGUUUUUUAAGAAUGUUCAAAUUAAUAAUGGCAAUUGAAAAUUCUAU
Messenger RNA from Amaranthus tricolor (Joseph's coat), 3634 nucleotides. Its product is annotated as leucine-rich repeat receptor protein kinase HPCA1-like. NCBI's taxonomy places the organism in Eukaryota, Viridiplantae, Streptophyta, Magnoliopsida, Caryophyllales, Amaranthaceae. The record is from RefSeq and is a predicted model, not a curated record. The transcript has 20 exons. Gene Ontology annotation, biological process: protein phosphorylation. Bases 521 to 3382 code for a protein of 953 amino acids. Gene Ontology annotation, molecular function: protein binding; ATP binding; protein kinase activity.